Molecule: messenger RNA, 2235 nt
Organism: Gilbertella persicaria
Lineage: Eukaryota; Fungi; Mucoromycota; Mucoromycetes; Mucorales; Choanephoraceae
Product: subunit 17 of mediator complex-domain-containing protein
Exons: 6
Coding region: 1-2235 (744 amino acids)
Biological process (GO): regulation of transcription by RNA polymerase II
Cellular component (GO): core mediator complex; mediator complex
Molecular function (GO): transcription coregulator activity
Source: RefSeq, a predicted model, not a curated record
AUGAAUGAACAUCCAACAAAAAAAAUAAAGAUUUCUUUGGAACCGUUUAUAGACAACAAUGUGGCGGAUAUUACAAAUCUCGGUCAAGAAAUCAUGAAGGCAGAAACAAGCUUGCCUGAAAAGCUUAUGCAAUCAGUGGACCGAGUGUGGUUUGAAAGAGGUGAAUGGAAAGAUAUCACCGAAGAUUCUUUGGAAAAGUCAAUAGAAAAGAAAGAAAAUGCAAUGCAGGAUGAUCGAGACGAGUCAGAACAAGAAGACAUGCCUUCGACCUCGAUACCUACGAUAGCACAACAACAGCAACCUCCACCAGGUUUUGAUAUUGUCAAGUUAAGAGAAUCGGUGAUCAAUAAGCUAUUUCAUGCGAAAAGUGAAAUUGAUGUUGCAUUGGAUGUGAUCAAUAUUUUAGCAGCAGGCAAUCGUUCUUCAGCAGCUACAACCAAGGAUUUAGUAUUGCCUGUUGGAUCUUUAGCAGCCACAUAUGUGACAAGGCCAAAGCAGACCACUAAAGCUCAAUUAGAAUCUACACAACUCAAUUUGGGUUUAAAGAGAACGAAACAAAAGCAAGCUGCCGAAUUUUUAAGGAACAGUGCGGCAACAUUAAAAAACCUAGUCGAGAAAGAACAAGUGUUUUGGGAUGAAGCAUUAGAUUUAAGAAGAAACAAUUGGCAAAUGCUGCCAAAUACUCAACCAGGCAAUAUUAAUGCUGGCUCAUCGUUUUUUGUUCAGUAUGGAUUUGCAGAAGUUGGAUCGGAUUUUAAUGAAGCCUCUAUCGGCGAAUUAAAGAGAGCGAACGAUACAAAUAGCAGCAAAUUACAAAUGUCGUUGCCACAUGCCAACCCGCGCCGAGUUGUUGUCAGUGUUAGUCAGAGCCAUAUGGGUCAAUUGGGGAUUGGCCGACAAGAGUUUUCUGAAGGUAUUCUGGGCAUGACAGACAGAGAAGAGCAACAGGAAAAAGGAUCAGACAUAACUCCACCUUCCUUCAGAACAAAUGCUUUACAUAGCGAUAUACAGACUCAAUUGGUAGAGGCACAUUCAACUGUGUUUGAUGCAGAACUGUUUUCUGAUGUGCUCGCAGAAGCACAAGCAUUAAAUAGCAACGUACGUUUCCCAGAUGACGAGAUUGUGAUCAAUAUUGACGGUAAAAUUGAUUUAUCUAUUCGUAAAAUGCUUGUCGAGAACACAUCUACUGUUUCUGAAAAAGUAUAUUCACAACACAUUAUCAGCCGUUCAAUCAACCUAGCCCUUCGACUCUUAUUGCUUCAACAUCAGAGAUAUAAUGCAUGGAAGAUUAAAGCAAGAACGUUGUCCACAAAUCCCAAAAUACGCCAAUUGCUUGCCCAGCACGACGCUUCUCUUUCUUCAAUAUCUUCUGCAGCAUCUACAACAGCAACAACAGCAACAGCUGCAGCUGCAGCUGUAGCAGGAACAGCAGUAGGAACAGUAGGAGUAUCAUCGGCCAGUGGAGCAUCGAAUACAGCUGGGCAAAGUCCUCAAAUAACACAUUCUGCAGCAGCAACAUCAGUAGCUAGUCCUAGCACAACCAUCAAUAGUAACGUAUCCAAUUCAGUCAAUUUGAGUACAGUCGUAGGUAAUGUGACAGGAGCAACAGGAGUCGGAAGCAACACUUCCGCUGUGAUCAGUGCAGCCUCAAUGCGUGCACGGACAAGACGACAUAACCAGCUUGUACCUCGUGAUCUCCCCCAACAAAUCCCAAUCUUACUUCCCAUUCUAUCACUAACUCGGUUCUGGGUACAAUUUGAUCGCGUACGUCAAGUGGUCCAUCACCUUAUAAAUCCAUUAUGUGCGUUCAUGCCUGUUUCUACUCACUUUAAGUGCGAACUGUUGUCUGUACCCAUCCCUACAAAACGCUCAUAUGAUGCAUACCCUGGUUAUACGGAUGUAUCACUGAGUCUCGGCAUCAGUCUGUUUAAAGGGCCUUCUCUGAAGUUUGGCUUAAACCAAUCUGGCUUUAUAUCUGUCUGUCUUCCACAAACAACAGUUGUACUUCAAAACGUAUCUGAAUUUGAAGCCUUCUUAUCAAGAGAGAUCAAAGUCGUUUGCUUACGUACUGUCUGUGACAUUGCAAAUGAUAUCAUGAGUAGAGACCAACGCUAUCUUAGUGCAGUCGAAAGCAGUAAGCAACGGUUUUUGUGGCAAGUUGAUCAAGUGGAUGAGGCAAUUCAUGGCUCUGUUUGGUGGGGUCAUGAUGUCGAUCCUGUAUGGAGAAAUAUGUAA